AUGUUUAAGUUACCGUUAUUGUUAGCUUUCGUUUUUGGUUUAUUGACCUGUCAAUUAGUACUCGCAGAAGAUUUUCCAGAAGUCGAAGUUGUGGGUAACAAGUUUUACUUCAAAAACAAUGGUUCUCAAUUUUUGAUGAGAGGUAUUGCUUACCAACAAAACACUGAAAACUCCACUUCUAAGGAAUUCGUUGAUCCUCUUGCUGAUGGUGAUGCUUGUAAAAGAGAUGUUGAGUAUCUCCAAAAGUUGAACACCAACACAUUAAGAGUUUAUGCACUUAACCAUUCUAAGAAUCACGAUGAAUGUAUGAAGACUUUCGCUGAUGCUGGUAUCUACAUCAUUGCUGAUUUAUCUGAACCAGAACUUUCUAUUAAAAGAGAUAGUCCAUCUUGGGAUUUGGAAUUAUACGAAAGAUACACUGGUGUUGUUGAUCAAUUUGCAAACUAUUCGAAUGUUUUAGGCUUCUUCGCAGGUAACGAAGUUACUAACAAUAAAUCCAACACUGAUGCUUCUGCGUUCGUGAAGGCUGCUAUCAGAGAUACCAAGAAGUACAUUUCAGACAAGGACUAUAGAGAAAUUCCUGUUGGUUACUCUUCAAAUGAUGAUGAAGACACUAGAAUUGCAAUUGCUGACUACUUCUCUUGUGGUGAACUUGAUGAAAGAGCUGAUUUCUUCGGUAUUAACAACUACGAAUGGUGUGGUGAUUCCAGCUUUAAGUCUUCAGGUUACGAGGACCGUACUAAAGAAUAUAAAAACUUGACUAUCCCUGUUUUCUUCUCUGAAUACGGUUGUAAUGCUAAAAGGCCAAGAAAGUUCACAGAAGUUGGUACCAUUUUCAGUGAUGAUAUGACUGAUGUGUGGUCUGGUGGUAUUGUUUACAUGUAUUUCGAAGAAGCAAACAAGUAUGGUUUAGUCUCAACUAGCGGUGACAAUGUUAAAACAUUAGAUGACUUCAAAUAUUAUUCAUCUGAAAUUAAUAAGAUCUCACCAUCUUACGCUAAGAAGUCCUCUGUUAAACUGGCUUCUAAUACUCUUUCCUGUCCUGCAUCCGCCUCGACUUGGAAAGCUGCAUCUAAGUUACCUCCAACUCCAGAUAAGGAUACAUGUAACUGUAUGUCAAAAACUUUGGGAUGUGUUGUUUCUGAUGACGUUGAUGAAGAAGACUACGGUGACUUGUAUGGAACUGUUUGUGGUGAGAUUGAGUGUGACUCUAUUAACGCCGAUGGUCAAAAGGGUAAGUAUGGUGCUUUCUCUUACUGUUCCAGUAAAGAUAAAUUGUCUUAUGUCUUGAAUGAGUACUAUGAGAAGAAUGGUAAGCUGAGUUCCGCUUGUGAUUUCAAGGGUUCUGCUUCUAUUAAUAAAAAGGCUUCUUCAGCUGAUAAGUCCUGUUCUUCAAAGAUUUCCAAGGCUACCAAGGGCGGAUCUAGUUCCUCAGGUUCUUCUUCUGAUUCUAGUUCGGGUUCUGAUUCGGGUUCGGGUUCUGGUUCAAGCUCUGGUUCUGGUUCCGACUCAACUUCUACUAAGCUGUCUUCUGGUAACUUAUCAAUGAAGAGCAUCUCAAAGGGUGAGUUAUUGACAGUUGUCGGUAUGGUCACCUGUUUCGUUGGUGGUAUCUCAUUCGUAUUAGUUUAA
This is a messenger RNA of Debaryomyces tyrocola, 1632 nucleotides long. NCBI's taxonomy places the organism in Eukaryota, Fungi, Ascomycota, Pichiomycetes, Serinales, Debaryomycetaceae. The record is from the annotation of a GenBank genome assembly.